This is a messenger RNA of Sinocyclocheilus grahami, 1763 nucleotides long. RefSeq names its product glycogen synthase kinase-3 beta-like. Gene Ontology annotation, cellular component: cytosol; nucleus; axon. Gene Ontology annotation, biological process: regulation of neuron projection development; regulation of microtubule cytoskeleton organization; negative regulation of canonical Wnt signaling pathway. Lineage: Eukaryota; Metazoa; Chordata; Actinopteri; Cypriniformes; Cyprinidae. Bases 15 to 956 code for a protein of 313 amino acids. Gene Ontology annotation, molecular function: ATP binding; protein serine/threonine kinase activity. The record is from RefSeq and is a predicted model, not a curated record. The transcript is spliced from 8 exons.
GUGAGCUACAGAUAAUGAGGAAGUUGGACCACUGUAAUAUUGUCAGGCUACGCUACUUCUUCUACUCCAGUGGAGAAAAGAAAGAUGAAGUGUAUCUAAAUCUGGUGCUUGAUUUUGUACCAGAAACCGUGUACAGGGUGGCACGCCACUUCAACAAGUCCAAGACCACCAUCCCCAUUAUCUAUGUCAAAGUGUAUAUGUAUCAGUUAUUUCGCAGUCUGGCAUAUAUUCAUUCCCAAGGCGUCUGCCAUAGAGACAUAAAGCCACAGAAUCUCCUGGUGGACCCAGACACAGCUGUACUCAAACUGUGUGACUUUGGCAGUGCAAAACAGUUAGUUCGUGGGGAGCCCAAUGUGUCAUACAUCUGUUCGCGGUAUUACCGCGCUCCCGAGCUAAUAUUCGGAGCCACGGAUUACACAUCCAACAUUGAUAUCUGGUCAGCUGGCUGUGUAUUAGCAGAGCUGCUUCUGGGACAGCCCAUAUUCCCCGGUGAUAGUGGAGUGGACCAGUUAGUGGAGAUCAUCAAGGUUUUGGGGACCCCGACAAGAGAACAGAUCCGAGAGAUGAACCCCAACUACACAGAGUUUAAAUUCCCACAGAUCAAAGCACACCCUUGGACGAAGGUGUUUAAGCCGAGGACCCCUCCUGAAGCCAUCUCAUUGUGUUCUCGUCUGUUGGAGUACACACCGGUGACACGGCUCUCUCCGCUGGAGGCCUGUGCACACGCCUUCUUUGACGAGCUACGCCAGCCGAAUGCCCGUCUGCCUAAUGGCCGAGAACUUCCCCAACUCUUCAACUUCAGCCCUGUGGAGCUGUCUAUCCAACCACAGUUGAACUCCAUUCUCAUUCCUCCCCAUGCUCGCUCGCAGACGACACCUGCCUCACACGAGGGCAGCGGUUCAGACGGUCCAGCCCAGUCUAGCUCAGCACCGGGACCCCUGAGCAACAACACCUGAUUGUUACCUUGGCAUUACUGCAACGUCGUCAGCCCUCUCUCCUCAUCCCUUCUUUCUCAUUCCUCUCUCCUUCCCAAAAGCAGCUCCAAACAGUCUCUCUUGCACACGCUCUCUCACAAACACACACUUGUCACCUCGUGUUAUGUGUGGUCAUGUUCUCCCAUGAUGGAAGAAGUGUGUGAUGCCCAGAUUAAUGACAUCAAUCAUCACAGGAGGAGAUAAUGAGGUCGAUUCAGAUUUAUUUUGAUGAUUGUCAUGUUUAGGUUUAAAGACUGUGAAGGGCCGCUAAGGGCACACGUGCCCCCUAGUGGCAGGAAGAGCACCGCACAGUUACUGCUCUCUGCCUCUGGUACCAUCCAUUUGACUUUUAAACAAUGAUAUGAGAUAUCAAGCUCAUUUAAAUGUAAUUUUGCUCUUAAAGGAAUACAUUUUAGCUUUCUUUGGGAGUUCUUGCACAAAAGCAAGGACUGCGAUGUGUUUUAUGAAGCAGCGAGCGUGAGAUGUCAGUGUCUGUGUGUCAAGAGACGAAAAUGGGUGUCUUAAUAUGUGCGAAUGUCAAUUUUAAGCAAUCAUUGCACACUCUUUUGUGUUUUAAUUUCUUUUAAGGAGAAUAUUUAGAUACUUGGAUAAGUUGAGACAGGGUUUAUCUGGUUUCAUUAUAAAAACGUGCUCACUUUAGUUUGUUUUUGUGCAUGCACACACACACACACACACACACACACAUAUAACGGGUAGGCCAAUCCCAUCAAUAGCUGUGUUAGCUGUUCUGAUUGAUUACAGUUGUGCAUUGCGGAGUGUACACUGUGU